Arabidopsis arenosa is the source of this 2143-nucleotide messenger RNA. The record is from the annotation of a GenBank genome assembly. Lineage: Eukaryota; Viridiplantae; Streptophyta; Magnoliopsida; Brassicales; Brassicaceae.
GAUCUUUGCUUCAUUCCUUCUCUCUUCUUCUUCUCACUGUGGUGGUUAUGUGUGGAUCUGCUUCCUCGAUUUCAAUUCGAAGUCGUCGGUUUCUUCAGUAAAUCGAAUCUUUUUUUUUCCGGUUUUUUUCUUCGAUCCGAUGGAGGAUCCUGAUAUCAAGAAGUGUAGAUUGAGCUGCGUCGCGACGGUUGAUGACGUCAUCGAGCAAGUCAUGACGUAUAUAACCGACCCGAAAGAUCGCGAUUCGGCGUCUUUGGUGUGUCGGAGAUGGUUCAAGAUUGAUUCCGAGACGAGAGAGCAUGUGACUAUGGCGCUUUGCUACACUGCGACGCCUGAUCGUCUUAGCCGUCGAUUUCCGAACUUGAGGUCGCUUAAGCUUAAAGGCAAGCCUAGAGCAGCUAUGUUUAAUCUCAUCCCGGAGAACUGGGGAGGAUAUGUUACUCCUUGGGUUACUGAGAUUUCUAAAUCGCUUAAGCAGCUCAAAUCGGUUCACUUCCGACGGAUGAUUGUCAGUGACUUAGAUCUGGAUCGUUUAGCUAAAGCCAGAUCAGAUGAUCUUGAGGCUUUAAAGCUCGAUAAGUGCUCUGGUUUCACUACUGAUGGACUUUUGAGCAUCGUUACACACUGCAGGAAAAUAAAAACGUUGUUAAUGGAAGAGAGUUCUUUUAUUGAAAAGGAUGGUAAGUGGCUUCAUGAGCUUGCUCAGCACAACACAUCUCUUGAGGUGUUAAACUUCUACAUGACGGAGUUUGCCAAAAUCAGCCCCAAAGACUUGGAAACCAUAGCUAGAAAUUGCCGCUCUCUGGUUUCUGUGAAGGUCGGUGACUUUGAGAUUUUGGAACUAGUUGGGUUCUUUAAGGCCGCAGCUAAUCUUGAAGAAUUUUGUGGUGGCUCCCUGAAUGAGGAUAUUGGAAUGCCUGAGAAGUACAUGAAUCUGGUUUUCCCCCGAAAGCUAUCCCGUCUAGGCCUCUCUUAUAUGGGACCUAAUGAAAUGCCAAUACUAUUUCCAUUCGCGGCCCAGAUCCGAAAGCUGGAUUUGCUUUAUGCAUUGCUAGAAACUGAAGACCAUUGUACGCUAAUCCAAAAGUGUCCUAAUUUGGAAGUUCUCGAGACAAGGAAUGUAAUUGGAGAUAGGGGUCUAGAGGUUCUUGCACAGUACUGUAAGCAGUUGAAGCGGCUGAGGAUUGAACGGGGUGCAGAUGAACAAGGAAUGGAGGACGAAGAAGGCUUAGUCUCACAAAGAGGAUUAAUCGCUUUGGCUCAGGGCUGCCAGCAGCUAGAAUACAUGGCGGUGUAUGUCUCAGACAUUACUAACGAAUCUCUUGAAAGCAUAGGCACAUAUCUGAAAAACCUCUGUGACUUCCGCCUUGUCUUACUCGACCGGGAAGAAAGGAUUACAGAUUUACCAUUGGACAACGGAGUGCGAUCCCUCUUGAUUGGAUGCAAGAAACUCAGACGGUUUGCUUUCUAUCUCAGACAAGGCGGCUUAACCGACUUGGGCUUAAGCUACAUCGGACAAUACAGUCCAAAUGUGAGAUGGAUGCUGCUGGGUUACGUAGGUGAAUCGGAUGAAGGUUUAAUGGAAUUCUCGAGAGGUUGUCCGAAUCUACAGAAGCUAGAGAUGAGAGGCUGUUGCUUCAGCGAGCGAGCAAUCGCUGCAGCAGUUACAAAAUUGCCUUCACUGAGAUAUUUGUGGGUACAAGGUUACAGAGCAUCAACGACGGGACAAGAUCUAAUGCAGAUGGCUAGACCGUACUGGAACAUCGAGCUGAUACCAUCGAGAAAAGUACCGGAAGUGAAUCAGCUAGGAGAGAUAAGAGAGAUGGAGCAUCCGGCUCAUAUAUUGGCUUACUACUCUCUGGCUGGUCAGAGAACAGAUUGUCCAACAACUGUUAGAGUCCUGAGGGAGCCAAUAUGAUUUGACCAAGAAACAGGUUUGUAUAUAAAGAUUUGGUUAAUCUUUUCUAGUGUCGAGUUUUGGGGUUUCCACGAACUGUCUACUUUUGGUUCUUUAUUUUUGAUUCAUGUUGUAUCGUCAGAUGUUUUUGGGAGAUUACAUAGAGUCUUGUUUGUAUGGUCAUCACUUUAUUUUUCCACAGGGGUCUGUCUACUCUUCUUUCUUUAAUAAAACCCCAAAGAUUUU